Messenger RNA from Anopheles coluzzii, 1012 nucleotides. Its product is annotated as elongation of very long chain fatty acids protein AAEL008004-like. NCBI's taxonomy places the organism in Eukaryota, Metazoa, Arthropoda, Insecta, Diptera, Culicidae. Gene Ontology annotation, cellular component: endoplasmic reticulum membrane. The transcript has 3 exons. Bases 160 to 972 code for a protein of 270 amino acids. Gene Ontology annotation, biological process: very long-chain fatty acid biosynthetic process; sphingolipid biosynthetic process; fatty acid elongation, monounsaturated fatty acid. Gene Ontology annotation, molecular function: fatty acid elongase activity. The record is from RefSeq and is a predicted model, not a curated record.
GUUCGUUGUAUGGUUAAUUAAUUGUCCACCGCUGGUGCGAUAAAGCAGUGCUACAAAGUAUCGGGCACCGUGCGGUGUCAGUCUCACUUGCGUGCUGCCGCCGUGCGGAGAGUACCUGCUAGGUCCUUACUUCCCAUUCCCUACGCGAUACGGUUCACGAUGGCGUUGAUCAUACGCUCGAUCUACAGCGGGUACAGCUACCUCGUGGACAAAACAGAUGAGCGGGUGGUGGAACUGCCGCUGCUGCGCUCCGUCUGGACGGUUCCACUGAUAACGGGCGCGUACCUGUACUUUGUGCUCGAUCUCGGCCCCAAGCUGAUGGCCAACCGGAAGCCGUUCGAGAUGCGCCGCUUCCUUUGCGCCUACAAUCUGGCCCAGGUCGCUGCCAACGUGUGGACAUUCGCGAUGGGCGUAAGGUACCUGCGGACGUACAACUUCUCCUUCGUCUGUCAGCCGCUGCGCCUGGACCGUAGCGACCAAUCGAUGGACGAGAUGUAUCUGGCCUACGCGUACUUCCUGCUCAAGAUCCUCGAUCUGGCCGAUACCGUGUUUUUCGUGCUGCGCAAGAAACAAUCGCACGUGACGUUUCUGCACGUGUACCAUCACACGAUCAUGGCGCUGUCGGCUUCACUGUUUUUGCGCUAUCUGUCCGGUGGGCACUGCUUUAUGCUCGGCAUGCUGAACACGUUCGUGCACGCGGUCAUGUACUUUUACUUCUUUCUCACGAUCUACCGGCCGGAAGCGGUGCGCGGUGCGAGCUGGAAGCGCUACGUUACGCUACUGCAGAUGGCGCAGUUUGCGUACAAUGUGGUGCACUUCUUCCGGCCGAUCGUGCUCGGUGUGGACUGUGGGUAUCCGCGGGCGGUCAUGUGGUUCGUGGGCAUGCAGAACAUCUUUAUGCUGCUGAUGUUUAGCGAUUUCUAUCGGCGGGCGUACUUGCGAACCCCGAAAGCAGCGGCACACGCUCACUGAGUCGAUGGAGUCGGUGGCGAAUAAAGUAUAACACUUAAAU